AUGUCUUCACUAAUUGUCGACGAGCGCUUUCCACCAAUCAACAGUUCCACUAAACGCGACGUGACCACCGACGAAAGAACCACUGCAAUCGACUUCGUCAACCGCCACAAUUUCGUGUUCGAGGAAUUCAAUCAUUCAAAGAUGAUGGGAACUUUUCUUCCGGAUGCUGUCAUCUACCACAGCCAUGGCACUAUCCGUGGUUUUGAGCAGAUGAAGCUUUUCCUUGAGAACUUUUAUGAAUUCUUCAUUCCAGGAGUCUGCCGCAGCGCCACAAACCAUGUUGUCGACCGUGAUGGGGAGGGAGGGGUCAUGGUCCGAUAUCAGGAAUGCCUCAUCAGGUAUGGUUGGAAGGGUGAUGAUGUGGCAGCUGUUAGUGGUGCAGACGUUGUCAGAGAUGACGGUCUGCCAUCGACAUGGUGGCUUGGGACUAUAAUUGAUAGGCUGAGGAUGACUGCUGAUGGCUGGAAGAUUUUUGAGAGAUACCUUGGUAGCCCUUUUCGAAAUGGGAGUCUGGACCCGAUGAAUACGCAGUAA
Molecule: messenger RNA, 534 nt
Organism: Penicillium canescens
Lineage: Eukaryota; Fungi; Ascomycota; Eurotiomycetes; Eurotiales; Aspergillaceae
Exons: 1
Coding region: 1-534 (177 amino acids)
Source: RefSeq, a predicted model, not a curated record